AUGGCCAGAGACAGCAGGUCAUAUCGAAAACGAUCUUCUUCCAGAGACAGGGACAGAAAGAAACGUAGUCGUUCAAGAAGUAAAUCUAGACGCUCUCGAUCAAGAGAAAAGUUGCGUAGGUCACGCUCAAAAGACAGAAAAAGGAGUACUUCCAGAGAAAGAAAAAGUAGUCCUCCUGCAAGGGAAAGAAAAAGAAGUAGAUCCCGUGAACGAAGAGAUAAACGCAAACGAUCUGCAGAAAGAGAAAGAGGCAAACGAAAAUCACGGUCCAGGUCUGCAUCACCAGUUAAAGUUGCCAAGAGGGACUCCAAAUCGCCAACACCAGAAAGGAAAAAGCCUGCGUCUUCUUCCACAGAGACCAAAGUUAAAGAUGAACCAAUUGAUAAAGAAGAGGAGCAGAAGCGCCUUGAGGUUGAAAUGCAGAAGCGACGUGAACGCAUUGAGCAGUGGAGAGCUGAGCGCAAGAAGACACAAGAGCUGCUACCUAUCAACAUAGCUCCUGUGACUAGAAAGUGGACCCUAGAGGAUGAAGAUGAUGAUGAUGAUGAUGAAGCCGGAGGAGAGAAACACGAAGAUGAUGAAGUCGAUCCCCUUGAUGCAUACAUGCAGUCUGUCAAUGAUGAAGUGAAAAUAUUGAAAGAUAAAGACAAGAAACCUUAUGGAGAAAAUGAUGUUCACGGCAAAGUUGUGACACGAAUUAUGACAGUUGUGAAGAAAAAACAGGAGGAUCCCGGGAAAGAUAAAGGAGAACUGAUGUUAAAUAACAUGGAUGCUUUAGAGUAUUCAUCAGAAGAGGAGGAAGAGGACUUGGAUUCAAUGACAAACUUGAACAACAAACGCAAAAAGGACUUGAGUGCAGUGGACCAUGAAAAGAUAUAUUAUGCUUCCUUCCGAAAGUCAUUUUAUGUGGAGGUACCAGAAAUUGCAAAAAUGACAAACGAAGAGGUAGAAGACCUUCGAAAUGAGCUGGAGGGUAUUACUGUCAAAGGAAAACAGUGUCCGAGGCCAAUCAAGACCUGGGCACAGUGUGGAGUCAGCAAAAAGGUUAUGGAAGCCCUCAAAAAGCAUAAUUAUGAGAAACCUACACCCAUCCAGGCACAGGCUAUACCAGCUAUCAUGUCUGGCCGUGAUGUGAUUGGCAUUGCCAAGACUGGCAGUGGUAAAACCCUGGCUUUUGUCCUGCCGAUGAUCAGACACAUUAUGGAUCAGCCACCUCUGGAAGAAAGCGAUGGACCUAUUGCCAUACUGAUGAUCCCGACCAGAGAACUAGCUCUGCAGAUUGCAGCUGAAUGCAAGAAAUUCACCAAGCCCCACGGUUUACGAGCUGUAUGUGUGUACGGUGGUACUGGCAUUUCUGAGCAGAUAGCAGAGCUGAAACGUGGCUGUGAGAUUAUUGUGUGCACUCCUGGCCGAAUGAUCGACAUGUUGACUGCCAACAGUGGUCGAGUAACCAACUUGAGGCGGGUGACAUACAUUGUUCUGGAUGAAGCAGACAGGAUGUUUGAUAUGGGUUUUGAGCCACAGGUAAUGAAAAUCAUUGACAAUGUUCGCCCUGACCGCCAGACUGUCAUGUUCUCCGCCACCUUCCCCAGACAGAUGGAAGCUCUUGCCAGACGGAUCCUCACAAAGCCAAUUGAGGUUCAAGUGGGAGGUCGCAGUGUGGUGUGCAAAGAAGUCACCCAGAACGUGCUUAUCUUGGAGGAGGAUAAGAAGCUCUUCAAACUGUUGGAGCUGCUGGGUUUGUACUCGGAGAGUGGCAGCAUUUUGGUCUUCGUUGAUAAACAGGAGAAGGCGGAUGACCUCAUGAAGGAUCUCCUGAAGCAUUCCUACACCUGCCUGUCACUACAUGGAGGAAUUGACCAGUAUGACAGAGACAGCAUCAUUCAAGAUUUCAAAUCUGGAACAAUUAAACUACUGGUUGCGACAUCUGUGGCUGCCCGUGGUUUGGAUGUCAAGCAUUUGAUUCUGGUUGUAAAUUACGACUGCCCAAAUCAUUAUGAAGAUUAUGUUCACAGAUGUGG
Molecule: messenger RNA, 2021 nt
Organism: Candidula unifasciata
Lineage: Eukaryota; Metazoa; Mollusca; Gastropoda; Stylommatophora; Geomitridae
Source: the annotation of a GenBank genome assembly